Messenger RNA from Neocloeon triangulifer, 2417 nucleotides. RefSeq lists its product as uncharacterized. Gene Ontology annotation, cellular component: axon; neuronal cell body; membrane. The transcript has 4 exons. Gene Ontology annotation, biological process: sensory perception of taste. Lineage: Eukaryota; Metazoa; Arthropoda; Insecta; Ephemeroptera; Baetidae. The record is from RefSeq and is a predicted model, not a curated record. The coding region runs from base 1380 to 2126 and encodes 248 amino acids.
CCAUUAUGGCUUGUUUUACAGGAAAAGUGUAAAUAAAUCUGAUUUGAUCAAAAGAUAUCGAGGCAAAAUAACCGGUUGAAAAUAGCAUACCGGUUUGAAAAUUAACACCGGUUUUUGAAGUUCAGCAAAACCGCCACCAGGCGGCAGUUUUAUCACACACCGCAGGGAGAGAGUGAGUGAGGGAGAACAAAGUGGCGCGCGCAUCACUCUCCCUCUAGAAGAUUCUGACCAGCCGAUCUGCUGGUAUAAAAAGGCCAGCUCAGCCGGCAAGAUUCAUUCGGUGUUCGGUGCUUGGAGCUCAGGCAGAGCAGAGAGUGGGACCUCUCUGGCCAAGGAGCUAAGCAUUCCGGAUCAUUGCUUGUUGGUUCAAGUUCAUUGAACGUAAACAGCAUUUUGGUAGCUUAGAUCAAUUGCUUGAUUGGCUCAAGUUUAUUGAGCGUAAAUUAGCAAUUGUUGAUAGGAGCCUAAAGAGAUUCAAGUCGUAUUGAAUGUUAUUCUGGCUGUAGAUUAAAUUCACAGAUUAGAUUAAAUUGGUGGAUAAGAGACUUCAUUCGUGAAGGACUUUUUACCAGCCUUGCUGUUAGGUGCCGAUUAAGAGAAAUUUAUCUGCUUAAGUCUAUUAAGGAGGUUAUUGAUCUUUUUCUGCAAUCAGGUAGAUUUAUUCAAUAGUUAAGGUGUAAUUGGCUCAAGUUUAUUGAGCGUAAAUUGCAUUCUUUUGAUAGGCGCUUGAAGUCGGUGAAUCGGUGGCUCAAGUCUCGAUUGAGCACCUUCAUGAUUAAUAGCGGCAGGUGUUUCAUUUGACAGAUAUUGUUUAAGAUAAAAUCCCGUCAGCCUGGGUAGGCAAUAAUUGGAAUAAUUGAUCAGAAUAUUAUAUACACAGUAUAGAGGUGUAAAUAGCAAAGUUUGUGUGAAUAAGAGAAUUAGAAUUAAUAUUGUCUCUUGAACUGGAAAAGAGUCGUACUUUGGUAUAUUCUUUUUUAGGGAACCGUGGCACUGUCAAUAUUGUCAUCGGCGCCUUUGACUGAUAAAGAAGGACCGAAUAAAUCAAGGAUUGAUUUUGUUAGAUUUGAUUAAGGGCUGCUUUGUUGCUUGGAAUUCUUAAUAGAAAGAAGUGGUUAGAGAAUCAUAAAAAUCCCCUAGACACACCGAUCUUCAAUUAGCUUCUUUCUAGGUAAUUGUCGCACCCAAUUACCAUCCGUUAGGAAAAGCAAAGCCCGAGGACUCUGUUAAUUUGAAAUUAGCAUUUUAUUAAGAUAAUCAAAAACCACCUGUGCGAGCGGUCGUCUGUCUCUUUGUUAGUCUAAAUAGCAGCCUUAGCGAUACCCUAGGCACUUGUGUUUAGGUGAGACACGGUCGCGCGUUACAAACUAAAGGAAAAGAUGCAGAGGACUAUAAUUUUAACGUUUCUUUUAUUUCUUAUAAUACUUUGUGUGUUUGCAAUAUGGGAAUUACAGUGGGUUUUUCUGCUUAAUUUUUAUGUGAAUCUUUUAAGAGGGCUAAUGGAUUUAAGAGUGCAUUUAUUCGUGUUUUCCAUUCACCGCAUUCUUGUCAAAGUUAACGGAGAAAUCCAAUACAUUGUAAUUAAUGAUGGUGAAAAGCCCAAAGCAAAAGUAGAUCUGGAAACAAACUUGCUAUCGUUGGUUGAAAUACAUCGUGGCGCUUGUGAACUAAUCCUCGCAGUUAGCAAGCACUUCCAAGGCACGCUCAUUUCAACCCUCUUUUCCAACUUCAUUAACACCACCACUACGUGCUACUAUGUGCUCCUUCUGCUGGGUGGAUUAGAAGAUGAUCCGCGUCGAUUUCUUCAUGCCCUUGUCACUUUGAUUUGGUUGAUUAUAAGUUGCUUAAAUAACAUAUUGCUGUGCUUUGAGUGCGACGAGACAAUAGUUGAGGCUAGGAAAGCAAGUAAAUUACUAUGGAAGUUGGAAUACAAAGAGCAACAAAUUGACUAUCAAGUGAGAGAACUGAGAACAAAAGUGAUGAUAAACGAGAAAUGCGAAUUUUCCAUUUACGGUAUGUUCGCCUUCAACAAAACGUUUCUAGCUCAGAACUUCACAGCAAUCGUGGGCUAUAUUUUCACUGCCUUGCAAUUCCACAUAAUAUCAAUGCAAUUGUCAGGCAAUUAAAACCAAUGUGCAUUAGAUGGGUGAUUUAUAAAAUGCAAUCUGGCGUAAAAUUUUACUCCGAAAUUUGAAGUCUUUGAAAUUUCAAUUCUUGAUUCGAGAGUCCAGACGUAUUUAUAAAAUGUAUCACAAUUAAUCCUUAAUAUAUGAAGAACUGAUGAAAACGGGCUUUUUCAUUGUUGAAAAAAUUUUAAUAAAAAAAAAAACUAAAUGUACGAGUUUUGGUCCCGGUCUGCGACCCUAUUGAAUAGCUCAGUGGACGCUAAAAAUAAAAGUGCUUGACAACAUUGCGAU